AGCAGCGAGAGUUAAGAUGCGCAUGCGUGGGAUGGAGGUCUGUCGGGAAGCGGGUCAGUUUGAAGCUGCAAGAGGAGCUCCAUGGAAACCAGGCCGCGGGACAUCAGGGUCUGUCGGGACUUAAGAGGCGCCUUUGCCCGCCCGGCGGGGCGUCCGGCCAACCAGCUCUUAUCGUGGCAGAAAGAGCUGCCUUUGUAAGUGAAGAUGCCCAGCUCUGAAUCUGGGACCUCCAGUUGCACCUGGGCUGGAUGGCUGAGAUGUGGACCUUCCUUUGGUAAUCAGCGUUGAAGGAUAAUAGCUGAAAGCUGAGACUGGGAUGGCAAGACCAAUAAUUUCCCCAAUGGAUGUCCAGCCAACGGCUCCUGAAACCUUUGUUGUGCUAAACCAAAGAAUGAAAGUAGCUGAAGAGGAGGCCAAUGCACUGUUGAAUGAUCUCCAGAAAUUGGGUGUGAAUAGACACAGCAUGGAAUUCCUCUCUUCGCAACACAUGGUGAACUCUGAAGAUCACCAGUCCAUCAGCCCCAUCCAAGUUCGAACAGCAUUUGUUGGGGCAAAUGACACACUGUGGAAAACCUGUGAAUCUCUGGUGAAUCGGAUAUGCCGGCUUGAGAGUGUCACCCAGACCCUAAAACUGAACAUGUUCCGGCUGCAAACAGAAAAGGAAUUGAAUCCAAAGCAUGCAGCCAAUUUAGAACAGCGACUGAAUAAAGUACAGGAGGAGCACAUGGAAGAGCUAAAGGUGCUGCAAAUGGAAGGGAGAAUGCUAUGCCAGCAGCUGAGGGAGUCCCGCCAAGAGGAAGAAAAAGCUAGAGACCAAGUGCAGAGGCUGAGCGCUGCCCUAGAAAUUGCAACUGCAACCAAGAGAGAUGUAACUAUUGCAGCUGAAGAACUGAGAACAACGAAAGAAAAGAUGAACAACGAACUGCAAGAGAUAACAGAAACAUUAUCCAAGGAGUCCAGCUCACGAGAGUCUUUGGAACAAGCCCAGGUUGUCCUUUUUUAUCAGAUGCGCGAUAUGGAAGCAAUGGUGGAAAAAGAACGGAAGCAGGUUCACAUUCUGCAGCAGGACUGUAGCAGUCUACGCAGUGAUAUUCAGCUAUCUCAGGAGCGAUUGCAGAAGGAAGAAGAGAAGAUAGUUCAGUUAGAGCAGGAAUGUGUAAAUCUUAAAGCUGAUCUAGAAUCCCGAGACAAUACCAUUUCCAGGUUAAGUGAAGAAGUGCAAACCACACAGCUAUCUUUGAACACAGCACAAAACGAGAAUACACAGCUUCGAUCAGAAAUACCUACUUUACAAGAGGUAGCAAGUAAGGCACAGGUGCUUAAUGAGCAGUUGGCUCAGAAGUGCACAGAACUAAGUAAUGCUCUUCAAAAAGCUACUGAGGAAAGUGCUCAACUUAGCUCAGAUCAUCAGGCUGCUCUUCAGGUGGAACAAGAAAAAAUGAACCAGAAGCUGCAGGAACAAGACUUGAUUUUGGAUGCUGCUCGAGCCAGUGUUACGGGAGAGCUGCAGAUUGUGCAGAAAGAAAAAGCUCAGCUCCAGAAAGAAAUAGAAGUCUUGCAAGCUGAGCACGCUGAAUGCAAGCAGAGAGACCUUAAAGAAGAAGUCAUUGCCACUGAAAAAAAACUCCUGGAGUCUACAGUUGCCCAGAUCCAAAAUGAAUUGGAGACAGUUCUACAGGAGCGAGAUUCUCUGCUGAAGGAGAAAAAGAUACUUGAAGAAGAGUUGCAGAAAACAAUACAAGAAACAAGAAGAACAAAUGAAAGGUUGGAAGCAGAACUAACAUUGGAAAUUAAUCCUCCGAAAGAGUCAGUGAAAGCACUGGAAGAAGAACAUAAGAUAUUGGAGCAGGAAGCUGCACUGGAGCAACAAAAGGUGAGAGUGCAGCAGCUGGAAGAAGAGCUGCAGUCGCUCAUAUAUGUGCAAUCAGAAAAUAAUCAGCUCUGCAAACUGUGUACAGUCCUGAAGAUUAAGUAUGAUCAGGUACUCCAGAACUGUAAUAGACAUAAAGCCACAACAUUUAUAGUGAAAAUGCCUCUUAAAAAAAGAAAGUCUUCUGAACAUUGCUGGCAGCAGAAGCCCAGUGACCAUUUUAGGUCAUGCCUGGCCUGUAAUGUAAAGGGCAACCUGGAACUCGGGGAACGAGCUUCAGCCCUGUAUUCCCCCACGCGUAGAGUUCGUUUUGUGACUGAUCUGACUGGAAGGGAGUCUGCCUCUGACUGUGGUGAUAAUCACAGAGCCUCUUCGCAUACUUCCUUCAGAGUUGUCAAGGCUGUGGAUGAAAAGCUGGAACGAAAAAGGAAAAUCAGUGGCUGCAAACAAUUAGAAACUGAUUGGGAUGUAGCUAGCGAGCAAACAGAUCUCCAGAGGACACGGUCUCUCCUUGUCUGUAGAGAGAAGGCUUUUUCUGGGUCAGUCAAAUCCUGUGAUGCAGCAUUAAGAGAGAACCAGAAGCUCAGAGAGCAAAUAGGUGCCACUGAAGAAAGAGAGAAGCGCAAGCUGGCAAAUCUACAACACAAGCUGGAAUCAUCAAAGGAAGAUAACAUCAAAAUGACCGCAAUGCUAGAAAAUGUGUUGGCUUCUCAUAACAAGAUGCAGUUAGCUCUGGAAAAGGUGCGAACUGAAUUGGGGCACAAAGAUUCUGAGAUUGCUGGCUUGAAGAAAGAUAGGGCCCAGACACAGCAGAGGAUUCAAGAACUGGAAGCGGAGCUGGAGGAAUGUCAGGGCAAGCAGGUUUUGGACUCCCAGCGCAAUGCAAAGAUGAAAUCACUUCGCAAUGCCCUGGAAGCCUCCAAAAUGGACAAGAAGAAACUUGUCCAAACUUUAGAGCAAACCCUGCAGACCAAUAGUGCCCUGCAAAGCAAACUCUUGCUUGUUCAAGAUGAGUUGGAAAGCAAAGCAGCAGAAGGCCAGCAAUUAAUGGAAUGCAGGGACCAGCUCAUUGAAGAAACCAAGAGGGAGACCAAGUUCUAUACAGAUCGCCUUGAGACUCUGAAGAAACAGUUUCAGACUGAACGAGAAGUAGCGAAGAAAGCAGCCCAUAAAGAAUCAGCCGAGUUCAAAAAAGCUCUUGAAGAGGCUUGCUGUAAAACUAGCGAAAUACUACGCUGUAACAAAGAACUGCGGGCAAAAGUGAAGGAACUGGAAUCCACAUUGAGUAGUCAGAAGGAAAAGGUAAAAAGGCAGAAAAUAUUGAUCACCCAGUACUUCAACUCCAAGACCAAUAAUACACAAAAUGCAGAGAAAAUCAAGGAGAUUGAAUUGGAACUGAGGCAAAUGGAAGAGCUGAAGGAACUAUACCAGAAGAAAAACUAUGAGCAGUCCCUCAGUAUCAAAGAAUUUGCCACCGAAUUAACAAGUCUACAAAGUGAGAUGCAGCAACUGGCCAAAAAUCAACAAUUGAUGGAAAAUCAGCUGGAAGAAGAAAGGAAACAACGGAAACAGCUUGAGGAAGAGUGCCAGACUUUGGAAGACACCAUUAGACAGCUCAAGAAAUGCAAGGAGGCUACUGAAGAGAAACUAAAAGAAGCCAGCAUUGAGUCUGAACAGAUAUCUGCUAACCUGGAAGAAGCUCAUCACUGGUUCAAGUCCAAGUUUGAUAGUUUGCAGCGGGAGCUAGUCAAAAACCAGAAACGGGGGCUGGAUGAGCGAAGUGAAGAAGAGAAUACACCAGUGAAGAUCCCUAGCCAGGUCUGCCUAAAGCGGUGGGAGACCAAAAAUCAUCUGAAGUUCAUCUCCAGGAAGUAUUUAACAGAACAAAAUAAUUGAUGACCUGCUUAUCCAGGAGGUUCCAGGCUGUAAGAGAUGACCCUGCACCUGUGAACACCAUGGCUCAGAUCCAGGGCCCCACUAAUGGUGAUCAUAGCUGGAAGAAGCCAAAGGGCAGAUCAUUUCAUGUGAUCAUCCACAUACUGAUGUUAGCAGAGGAGAUCCUCUAUGAACUAGGAAUGCUCUACACUAAUGAAGAAAAGUCCUUAAGUAGUAGGCUUCAACUACCAAGUCUUAAGAAUGCCUCUGUGGAACUUUUCAGUCCGGAAAACUUCAAGUUUUAUUAAAAAUAAAUUAUGUGCCCCAAUCCUAAGAUCUUCCUGAGCAAAUAACUUCCACUUUCAAAGCUACACAUAGGAUGCAAAUCUACACAGGGGAUAAGUGUACAGAAUCAGCCGUGUUACUCUAUAUACACACUAUAUGCUGUGAUAUGCCUAAUAUAAAAUUACCAGUUAUGCUUUAUUUGCAAUUCAAGAAAGGAAAACGAUUUGGCUUUCUUUCUUUCUUUCUUUCUAAGUGGCAGCUCUGAAGCCUUGACCAGGCUAAUUUGUAGAUGAGGCUGGCCCCCAAAUAUGCCUUCCUAUACAGGAUAUUUUUCACAAAGGGGAGUCUUCAUCAGCCUUCUCAAUACAAGGCAUAGUUUUGAAUAAAUACAUCACCUCCUGAGAUAAACUCUCAUGAGAGAAAAGAUGACAGAAAUACUUUCCAUAACUACUAAAACUAUAGUAACAAAAUUCAAAAUUGAAUCAACUAUUUUUUAAACAAAAAAUGUUCCAUUAUCUGCUCUUACCUGCUUUUUCAUAAUUCUCACCAGUCAUUAUUUAUCUGGGAAUUGAACUGUUCAAUAUCAGCUAAGAAAACAAUAUAAAAGCCAGAAAGUUAGCCUUUUAUAUCAUUGGCGAUUUUUAUAUUUAUAUACAUGAACUAAAAAAAAAUCAGUGUUUCAUUAAAAAUAAUCAUUAAACAAGUAGGUCAUUUGACAAUUCACUGAACUAGAAAAUAUUUGCUCAGGCCUCCAAAUGAAAGCCUUACAGAGAAUCAUUUCACAAACAUCAAAGCAACUGGCCUGGCCAACAAUUUUCACCCUAAAUCACCCUUCCCUUACCUCAGUGUCCUCCAGACUUCUCAGCUAUGAUCCUGGUAACUGGGUUGCAGCAAUAGAACUCUCAAGGGAAUCCAGAUUGAAGAAGGAUACCAUAAAUCAUGGAUAAGUGUGUUACAUUUCUGAACUUUCUCUGUUCUAGAUAACUGCUAUAUGGCAAAUAAGCCUGCUAUAUAUCUUGUAGGGGUGUGGGGGGUGUUUUUAAGAAUAAAACAUCUACUUUUCUACAA
Candoia aspera is the source of this 5098-nucleotide messenger RNA. It is a transcript of the gene CCDC150, whose product is annotated as coiled-coil domain containing 150. The transcript is spliced from 28 exons. Gene Ontology annotation, molecular function: protein-folding chaperone binding. Bases 317 to 3766 code for a protein of 1149 amino acids. Lineage: Eukaryota; Metazoa; Chordata; Lepidosauria; Squamata; Candoiidae. The record is from RefSeq and is a predicted model, not a curated record.